CAGAUUGAAGAGGAUAGAGAGGGAGAACGCCCUGCUGCCACCAGGCUGGUUCAGUGUUUCUCAGUCGGCCGUUGACGCCCUCUACCUUCCCUUCCUCUGAGGGGCUUGUUCUUGGAGGCCUCAGGGCCGCCCAGCAUGAAGCAGGCACCAUGGGCUUUCUGGAAAACUACCAGGAGAUCGACCCUGUCACUUUGAACCUUUGCAUCCUCAUCGCCAGCUACGUUAUCUUGCUCCUGGUCUUCCUGAUAUCGUGUAUCAUGUACGACUGCCGGGGCAAAGAUCCUACCAAGGAGUACGCCCCGGACCCGCAGCCGACCCAGUCUCCCAUCAGGUUGGUGGUGAUGCAGAGUUCUCCGGCUCCGGUGGGACGGUGGGACACGACCAACAUGAUCACAACCUAUCACGAGCCAACGCACUCGGACUUCAGGGAGAAGAAGAGCACGAUGGUCUGA
Molecule: messenger RNA, 452 nt
Organism: Lates calcarifer (barramundi perch)
Lineage: Eukaryota; Metazoa; Chordata; Actinopteri; Centropomidae
Product: small integral membrane protein 36-like
Exons: 1
Coding region: 150-452 (100 amino acids)
Source: RefSeq, a predicted model, not a curated record